AUGAUUUGGUUGGUUGUCAUCAUACCUUGGUUGAAUCGGAGGAUGAGGAAGUACUUGUUAGGUUGGGUGCACCCACCCCGUGUCAUUCCAAGAAAUGCCUUUUUGGUAAUUGGUGGGUUGAGCAGUGUGUCGUUGGAACGGUGUACCAAAAUACUUGGUGGGGUGGGUGAAUGCAAGUCGAUAGGGAUUCCCGCUGUCCAAUGGAAAUUGCGCUUCAAGGCGUCUCGCAAGGCUGAUCCUUCUCACGAGGAUUACCCACGACACGUGCCUCUGAGGGCCGAGGCCCCCUACUGCUGGUCGGCAAGCGAACGACGGGCGCACGCGUCGCUUCUAGCCCGGAUUCUGACUUAG
Molecule: messenger RNA, 351 nt
Organism: Sphenostylis stenocarpa
Lineage: Eukaryota; Viridiplantae; Streptophyta; Magnoliopsida; Fabales; Fabaceae
Source: the annotation of a GenBank genome assembly